AUAUUCAUGGAGAUCUUUAUACAUGUAGCAUGCUCCAUAAAAUUUUGUUUGAGAAUGGAUAUCUAAUUGUUUGGGUGUUGUAUGAAUCGUACGGCCACCCACACACUGUUUUCCCAUCUCUUCUCUCUGGCUCGUUCGCUCUGACUCUCCGCCGAUGGCGAAGGCGUUGCCAGGUGGUGGUGCUGCACAUACCAUCUCACUCACCCACACCACUCCCCUCCUCAGCAGCAUUGCGGUUUCGGUGGAGGCCCUUCUUAUUUCAUUUGUUAUGCUCCUCCUCCUCCUCCUCUUCAUCCUCAUCGCCUGCAAAUUCAGACCAUGGCGCUUCCUCUCUUCCUCCUCCUUCUCCACCGCCGUCUCUUCCCGCUCCCGCACCGCGAUCAAGGCUGAAGAUGUGGAGAGGCCUUUUAUAUCAGACGACUUUGAUCUGGGCGGUGAAUUCGGUAGAAGUCAUUCUCUAGAGAGUGCAGGUCACCAUACUCAAGAAACUUUUGGUUCUCCUCGGACCCACAAGCCUGUACAUAAACAAAGACUCCCCUAUCCAACAUCGCAUUUGAAACACAGUGAUAGUUUUGUUCUUGAUAUUGGUGAUACUUCAGAAGAUGCUUUACUGGGGCAAACACUUAAGCGUCCGGUUGGAAUAACUCAGUUUCACGAAGAGCCGAAACCAGAAAGAGCUGAAGAUACCAAGAAGCUUGGGGAGUUUGUUCCGAAGUAUCUCACUGAUCAAAGCAGUGUUCUUAUGCUGGAGGUUAUAUCAGGGCCAUCUUGUGGCCUUAGGUAUUCAGUACAGUCAAGUGACACGUCCAGACUUCCACUUAGUCUUGGAAGAGUGGCGCCUAGUGAUAUAAUGCUGAAGGAUUCUGAAGUUUCUGGAAAACAUGCCCUAAUAAACUGGAAUUUGAAUAAAUUGAAGUGGGAGCUGGUUGACAUGGGUAGCUUGAAUGGCACUCUUGUAAAUUCUCGUAUAGCACACAACCCUCAUUCAGGAAACAGACAAUGGGGUGAUCCAGUCGAGCUUGCAAAUGGAGACAUAAUAACACUUGGGACAAGUUCAAAAGUGCUUGUUCAGGUUACGUCCCAGUCCGAGUGUCAUGUUCCGUUUGGGGUUGGGCUGGCAUCUGAACCCAUGGCCUUACGCCGUGGAGCCAAAAAGUUGCCCAUGGAAGAUGUCUCUUUUUACCAGUGGCCUAUACCGGGGACUGAUCAGUUUGGGUUGUUUGGCAUAUGCGAUGGGCAUGGUGGAGCUGCAGCUGCCACAUCUGCUAGCAAACUACUGCCACAAAUUGUUACUAGCAUUUUGUCAGAUUCGUCAACGAGGGAGGCAGUUUUGUUGCAAUGUGAUGCUUCAAGUGUCCUUAGAGAUGUGUUUUCCCAAGCAGAAGCUCUCUUGAAUCACUACUAUGAGGGUUGCACGGCGACAUUGCUCUUAGUUUGGACAGAUGGCCGUGACAAUUUCUACGUGCAAUGUGCAAAUGUUGGAGAUUCAGCUUGUGUUGUUAAAUUAAGAUGACCGAAGACCACAGGAUAAGUAGCCACUCUGAAAGGCUCCGCAUUGAAGCUACCGGCGAACCUCUCAAGGAUGGGGAAACACGUCUAUGCGGUUUAAACCUGGGUAGGAUGCUGGGAGACAAGUUUCUAAAACAACAGGAGAAUCGAUUCAGUUCGGAACCGUAUAUAAGCCAAGUUGUGUACAUGCAUCAGACAAGCUCUGGUUUUGCAUUGUUGGCUAGCGAUGGCUUCUGGGACGUGAUAAAUACCCGGAAGGCAGUUCAGCUUGUCCAACAGUUUAAAGAAAGAAACACAAAGAAGGAAGAAAUAUCAGCGGAGAAGGUAGCCAACGCUUUGUUGAAUGAGGCCAAAACGCUAAGGACCAAAGAUAACACUUCCAUAAUUUUUCUUGAUUUUGAGACCCCAAUUGCAAUUUCUCAUAAUAGACCUUAAACCUUAGUGUAUCUUUUUUUUUUUUUGAAAUAUUUUUAGUUAUAAAUAUAUCUGUACAUAUAUA
This is a messenger RNA of Cuscuta campestris, 2008 nucleotides long. Lineage: Eukaryota; Viridiplantae; Streptophyta; Magnoliopsida; Solanales; Convolvulaceae. The record is from the annotation of a GenBank genome assembly.